Messenger RNA from Prorocentrum cordatum, 1058 nucleotides. NCBI's taxonomy places the organism in Eukaryota, Dinophyceae, Prorocentrales, Prorocentraceae. The record is from the annotation of a GenBank genome assembly.
GGAUGGCGCCAAAGCCCUACGGCGGGGUGCUCACGCAGGAGCUGCAGUCGCAGUUCGACGCCGCCAAGUCCCUCGAGGUCGGGCGCAAGGGCCGCAGCCUGGGCGACUUCCGUGCCCCAGACCUGCCGGGCGCGCGGCAGGCGUACAGGGCCGCCUUCGCGGAGCUCGAGGCGUCGCUACGCAGCGGCGCGCUCGCGGCCAGCGCUGACGUCUCGCGCGUCGCCGCCCAGUACUCGGCGCGGCUGGCGGAGGUCGAACGGCGCCUCGCGCAGGCGCCGCUGCCGCCGGUGGCGUUCGAUGAGGCGCUCCGGGCGCACAAGGUCGUGGCGUUCGACACCGCCCGCCACCCCCUGCGCGAGGCCGUCGGGGCCGUGCUGCAGGUGCCGAAGCACGCGCUCGACGGGCUGCACAGGGCCUACGCGGAGCUCGACGGGCCGCCGCCACUGUGCCCGGCGCUGCUGUGCGCGUUGGCGAUGCAGCGCAAGCUGCCGACGAGCUGGGGCCUCCUCGCCGGCAGGCGCAAGGAGCACAUCCGUCCGCCAGUUCCGCCGGUCGGGGCAGUUUGCGGAGCUGGUCCGCGUCUUCCGGGGCUUCGUGGAGCAGGUCGUCGUGCCUCUGGUCGGGGAGGACGUCGCGUUCCAGUCGCCGCCGACGCUGCGGUGCCAGCUGCCGAGCUCCCGGCCGCUCGGGCACCGGCACCGCGACGACGAGUACGAGGGCCACCAGGCCGCCUCCAUCAACUUCUGGCUGCCGCUGACGCGCGUCUGGGGCCCGAACACCCUCUGGGUGGAGAGCGACCGCACGCGGGCGACUUCGCGCCCGUGGAGCUCGAGUACGGGCAGGCCCUCCGCUUCAACGGCGGGCAGUGCGAGCACCACACUAUCGCCAAUACGACAGACGCGACCCGCGUCUCUCUCGACUGGCGCGUCGUGCCGCUGAGCUGCUGGCGCGACGAGUUCGGGGGGCGCAUCGGGUCGUACCCGUGCGAGGUUACCGCCUGCUUCGCGGCCACAGCGCCCCUUCACGGGCGCGGGCUCCCGGAGCAUGCCGCGCCGUGA